GGACGUAGAACCUGAUAAUGAAGACGUAGACAACCAAUCUAGGGUAAAUGAAGCCAAUAUUGUGUCUAAUCCUUCAGAUGCGAGUGUGGGAAAAGGUAGUGAAGACCUGAUAGCUCACGAGCCUGUACAUGUGACUGAACUGGAUUCUGACACACCUGAAACAUACGAGGACCAGAAUGCUUCGUGUGAUUCCAACAGUGAUGCUCAAUCAUGCCAUGAAGCUCCCACUGCAACCGAAGACGAAACGAAGGAACCAAGUAACAUAGCAGUUGUUUCCAAUGUAGAACAAAGUGAUGUCAGCGAACCAACUGGAACACACGACAAUUCUGAAACUAAGGAUAGAGGGAAUCAAGGUAAUGAAGGACAUGCAGAACAAAGUGAUGUCAAUGAAGUGAAUGGGUCAAACAUCAGUCCUGAAUCUGACAGUGGACUAAAGAAAGGUAUCGAAGAACCUCCAGAAGAAGCACCUGAAGUACAUAAUGUCGUUAGUUGGGCGGAAAAACGGAAGAUGAAGAACGGUAAAAAAUUGGACAGAAAUUCGACCCACAAAGAUUUUUCAGAAAAAAGUCGGAAAUUUAACCUUGACCUAUCUCCUAAAGUCCUUUUCUCGCGUGGCUUAUUGGUGGAAUCUUUGAUAAGUGCAAAUAUUUCCCAUUAUGCUGAGUUUAAAAUAGUCGGUCGUAUUUUGACCUACAUGGACGGGAAGGUUGAAGAAGUUCCUUGCUCUAGAUCGGACGUAUUUGGCAGUGAGUUACUUAAUGUGUUAGAAAAACGUGCUUUGAUGCGGUUUAUGACAUUUUGUUCUACUUUUGAAGAUUGUCCUGAACAGUACGAAAGUUUUAAAGAUAAACCAUUCACAGAUUUCUUAAAAUCUCGUAAACUCACCACCAACCUCCAGCAUAUUAUUCUUAACGCUAUUGCUGGUGUACCCGUGAAUACGUCUACCCUUUCCGGAUUGAAGGCCACGCAGAAGUUUUUGCGAUCAUUAGGUCGCUAUGGAAACACGCCAUUUUUAUGGUCAUUGUAUGGUGCUGGUGAACUACCACAAGCGUUCUGUCGUAUGUGCGCAGUAUUUGGUGGAAUAUACUGUUUACGCAAGAAUGUUAAAUCAUUGGUUCUUGAUGAAAACAACAAGAAUUGCCUGGCAGUUAUUUCUGAAGAUGGUCAACGACUGCAUACUAAAUGGCUUAUCAUGGAGAAGUCGUAUGCACCAGACGUUUUCGAGAUAGUCACUCACAGCAUGAUAUCACGGGCUAUAUUAAUCACAGAUAGAUCACUAAAACAAGCGCCGCGGGAACACAUCAGUAUGCUUACAAUACCAGGUCGUUCCAAUGGAUAUCCUGUGCGUGUUAUUGAGUUGGCGCCAUCUUCAAUGGCUUGUCCAGAAUCCCUCUGUGUUGUUCAUGUUACUACUGAAACUGUGGUAAAUGCUUCAGAAGAUCUCAGUUCUUAUGUAGAAGACCUGUUUACCACACCAGGUGAGUGUACUUCAAAUCGUUUAUAUUUGUGCACUAAAAUUGAAACAUGAAUUAGCUACUUUUAGCUGUCGAAAUUGUAGGCCUUACUUUCAAAGGCGAUAUUAUGAUAUCAUCAAAAUCAAUGGUCAGCGUCGAUAGCGUGUGAAACAUUUUACCUCAUAACUCAGCGAGUUUUUGCUUCAAAAUUUGUGAAAAUUUGAGCGUAAAAUGGUGUCCUAUAACCUUAACUUUUAAUUACCAAUUCUAUUUACAGAUGCGGUUGACAGUGAUUGUGAAAAGCCAGUGAUUUUGUGGUCAGUAUAUUUCAAUAUGGAGAGUGGUGUUCCCGCAAAUAUUAGUAAGCUUCCGUCGAAUAUAAGAAUAACCUCGCUGCCUUCCGCUCACUUGGACUUUGAAGAUGCCUUAACAGAGGUAUUGAAUGGUGAAACUACAAUAAUUAUUAUAAUAAUCAUGUAUUGUCUGUUACUAUUACUCCACAGAUCAACUGAUAUCUUUAUUAGUUGAUACACAUUAGUAUUUUUCCUUAUUAUCAUUCACAUGAGUUUACACUUACACACAGGUACAGUAGAUGUCUUUCAUGAAGUGAAUGAUAAAGCAAUUAUUUAACUCGAUUAUCGCAAAAUAUUGUGAUUUGUCAGAUCAAUUAUUUCCGAUGCCGAAGGUAGAGGCAAAUAAAUUAAAUAAUAGAGCUGCGAUUUUGCUCAACCCCGUCGAAUAUAUAAUUGUGUAUAGAGCGUUUGCACAUGACGUCACAGCCGCCAUGUUGGUGUUCCAAUUCAAAAGAAUUUUAAUGAAACUCUUUUGUCUGGAACACCAACAUGGCCGCCAUGGCUUUUGUUGAGUUGCUCCCUGGGGAAUGAGUGCAAACGCUCUAUUGUUAAUAUUCUGCGAACUCGAGUCGUAUAUGAGCUGAUUGCCAACGAGGUGCGAAACACCGAGUUAGUUACUGUAUCAACCAUAUACGAGUGAGUAGAAUAACUGUUUUGUUAUAUAGACAACUACUGAAUUCACAGAUUCAUCUGUAUGGCAAUAUUUUGACAUGAAUGUAUUUCAAGGCUUUUCAGACAAAAUUACAAGUACUCGUUAAUUUCACAUCUAUAAAUUGACCUCUUUUGGCAUUACUUUUGGCAUUAACUGUAAACAAUUGCUGGGAGUAUUUUCAUUCUGUUUUUAUUCCUUUUAAUGCUAUUAAAAGCGAAUAACUUACUGAUUCCUUUUUCAGAAAACUCCAUUAAUUUUUGAGCCGCCAUCUUGUUUUUCUACUGGCAGAAAAAGAAGUAAUAUCCUGCUAGUAGAGAGCCAAUCAGAUUUCAGAUUAACUAUAUAAUAACAUAUGCUGUCUUCAAUUUAGGCUAAAGAUAUUUUCACGUCCAUAUGCCCAAAUGAAGAUUUUUUACUAGCUGUUCCUAACCCGGAAGACAUAAUAUGGGAUGAUAUCGGAAGUAAUACAAAGGAGGAACCAGGUGAACAAGCUGGUGAUGACGUAGUUCCCACCACUGACCAACAAUAUUCAGAAGGACACUCGACUAAAGACAGUGAUGUUGCCAAAACUCGUGAGGAACCAGAUACGUCUGAUAUGAAGGCCACAGAAAUAUCAACUUGUGAUAAGUCUCCGAAUGUUGAAGAUGGUAAUGAAGAUACCUCGAACGAAAUUGAAGCAUGA
Paramuricea clavata is the source of this 3141-nucleotide messenger RNA. The record is from the annotation of a GenBank genome assembly. NCBI's taxonomy places the organism in Eukaryota, Metazoa, Cnidaria, Anthozoa, Malacalcyonacea, Plexauridae.